Lolium perenne is the source of this 1331-nucleotide messenger RNA. RefSeq lists its product as uncharacterized. Gene Ontology annotation, molecular function: carbohydrate binding. Lineage: Eukaryota; Viridiplantae; Streptophyta; Magnoliopsida; Poales; Poaceae. The record is from RefSeq and is a predicted model, not a curated record.
AUGCCAUCAAAACAAAUUAAGGCACACGUAUUCAGAAAACACACACACACAAUGUCACCUCAUCCUCUAGUCACCUCCCGCUCGCCUGCACCUAAGCCACACCGAUCCUCCUAUUUCAAAUCUACUCCGGUUAGCCAAGCCAUGAUCCAGCAAAGGGAAAUUCUUCUCCACCUGUAUGCUUACCAACACCUCCAGGGAAGACCAAAUGGUAACCAGAAAGUCAUAGUGGAUCCAGAGCUUCCCGGGCAUUUCGGCACCCUCGCUGCCAAUGACUGGACCAUAUACGAUGGCCCGGCUGAUGGCCCCGAUGCGAACCUUGUUGCGCGUGCUCAAGGUUUGCACAUUGGGGCUCAGAUGAGCAAAGAAAGCUAUUUCAUCUGUUUCAAUAUGGUGUUCAUCGAUCCGAGGUUUAUGGGCUCCAGUUUCAAGGUGAUGGGAGACUUUCAAGCGAAUGAAGGUGAGUGGGCAAUCGUCGGCGGGAUCGGAGAGUUUGCAUAUGCACAAGGUGUCAUCACCUACAAGAAGACCCAAUUGGCAACAGGAGGAAAUAUGAGAGACCUUCAUGUUCGUGCUUUGUGCCUUUCCUUGUCAAAACCAGGGGAAACUCCUUGCUCUGACUCGAACAUACCGGAUGCACCGGAGACACCGGACAUACCGGACGUACCAGACACACCAAACAUACCUGUGCAGAUCCCUGUGGUAAAAGUUGGGCCAUGGGGUAAAACUAGUGGGGAAUUCCUUGACGUCCCAGCGAUACCGCGACGUCUAGAAAGUGUGACUAUUCGUCAUAGUUCUAACAUCGUGUCACUUGCAUUUUCUUUCACCGACCAAGCCGGUGAAAAGCAUACGGUUGGUCCGUGGGGUGGCCAGGGCAUACCCGCCAAUGUGUAUAGUAAGGAUACGAUCGAGCUUGGUCCUUCGGAGUUCGUGAAAGAAAUCCGUGGGACAGUGCUGCCUGCUGGACCACUGGCCGUUCAAUAUACUAUUGCUGCUGGAAUAGCAUCACUAGAAAUUGACACCAAUAUGAGAACGUACGGGCCUUUCGGAUCACGAAAUGUACAUCCUUUCAGUGUUCCGGUGCAUGGCAACAAUAGCAUCAUAGGUUUCUUUGCGCGCGCUGGUAAAUACGUGGAGGCACUUGGGGUUUAUGUCGGUCCAUCCGUUUCAAACUAGUCUCCCAGUGUUUCUUAUACCGGAGAUGCCUUCACUUUCCAUCGCACAACAAUAAGGGACACUUUUUUUUUCUGGUGCAAUGUUUUUUCUUAAAUUAUGCUCUUGUGAUCAUCCCCUCGUUUAUUGGUAUGCAAAAUAAGGUUAUGCCUUGUGUCAAA